Molecule: messenger RNA, 870 nt
Organism: Medioppia subpectinata
Lineage: Eukaryota; Metazoa; Arthropoda; Arachnida; Sarcoptiformes; Oppiidae
Source: the annotation of a GenBank genome assembly
AUGAGCAAUUGUGAGGACAAUAAAACAUUUGUUGAAAAACUCAUCGCCGAAGACAGUCAUCGAGAGUCGAGUGAAUCCACGAAAAGACAAUCAAUGGAUGAAAGAGUUGUUCGCAAAAGUAGACAAUUGAAGCGAAAGCCCAUUAAAAAGCGAGUGAUUCGUAAACCAGUCGUCGAAGACAUUAAACCAAAGCAUAACAAGACUUCAGUCAAGACUAACACUAAAACAAAUGCCAAACAAAUGAAUGACAACAACGAAGACAUAAGUGAAGAGUCGGACGAGAGUUAUGUCGAAGAAUUGGCCGAAGAAUCAGACGAUAGUUAUGUCGAAACGAAGACAAAGAAAGCAAUCAAAAGACGUCGAUCCAUAGUCUGCUUACGUUCUCACAUGCAGUCACACAACACAAACAGAAGAAGAUUUGUAUGCGAUGUCGUUGACUGUGAGAAGACAUUCACGAGUUCCCAUGGUUUGGAUUAUCACCGGCGCAGACAUCGAAGUGAACCCACGUUUCAGUGUCCGACCAAAGGAUGCGUUGAGAUUUUCUUUAAUAUAUCUCAACGCCGUAGACAUCAGAUUGCAGUCCAUAACCGCAAACCAUUGAAUAUACGAAAAUAUGUGUGCGAUUGGCCGGGAUGUGAGUGGACGGGUCGUGCCAUUGGUCAGCAUAAACUGCAACACACGGGCGAAAAGCCGUUCGUUUGUUUAUGGCCAGAGUGUGGCAAACGAUUUGGUCGAAUGGACUAUUUUAAAUACCACAUGAAUAUUCAUAACAACGUUAAGCCCUAUGUGUGUCAUUGGCCCGGAUGUACACACAGUUACGCACAUAUCGCUAAUCUUUCGGCACAUAUCAAGCGAUUUCACACUAAAUAA